ACAGUUUUAUCUAUGCUGUUCAGUCGGGUGAUUGCCAGCUGCCACUGUGUGCAUAUAACUCAUGAAUCGCGUUCUGUUUCGUCCUCUACGCGUCGUGCUUACACGAAACAAAGGCGUAGAAAUGUCUCGACAGGCAUCCAGCUAUCUUAUUGACGACCCGAAAUACUCCUUUUUAAAGGACUUGGGUCUGGAAAAAACCAACACUGGAGUGUUCAACGGCAAAUGGCAGGCUAAUGGACAAAUAAUACCGUCGUUGAGCCCCGCGAGUGGAAAAGUAAUAGCGGAGGUUCAAAGCGGGUCGCCGUCGGACUACGAGUCUUGCGCGAAGGCAGCCCAAGAUGCCUGGCACAUGUGGGGAGAGAUGCCACCACCAGCUCGCGGGGAAAUCGUGAGGCAAAUUGGUGAUGCUCUCAGGGAGAAGCUACAGCCCCUUGGACAAUUAGUGUCCUUGGAAAUGGGCAAGAUAUUGCCCGAGGCGAUCGGCGAGGUAGUUGAAUACAUCCACGUGUGUGAUCUUGCUUUGGGCCUCUCCCGCACGCUGCCGGGAACUAUUUUCCCUUCAGAGCGACCGGGCCACGUGCUCAUUGAGAAGUGGAAUCCUUUAGGGCUUAUUGGAAUUAUCACAGCGUUCAAUUUUCCCGUUGCUGUCUUCGGAUGGAAUAGUGCUAUUGCUAUGGUAUGCGGAGAUGUAAGUGUAUGGAAGCCAUCAGAAACUACGCCGCUAGUUGCCGUGGCUGUCACCAAGAUAGUCGAGAGCGUUUUGGCUAAGAACAACGUUCCAGGCGCUAUUGCCUCGCUCUGCGUGGGCGGCAAGGAUGUCGGACAGCAGAUCGUGCAAGAUCCCAGAGUCAAACUGGUCUCCUUUACUGGUAGCACAGCUGUGGGACAACAGGUGGGCCUAGAGGUACAGAGACGUUUCGGGCGCCACCUGCUGGAGCUGGGCGGAAACAACGCCAUCGUCGUCAACGAGGAUGCUAAUCUGGAGCUCUUGCUGAACGCGGCUAUAUUCGCGUGCGCGGGCACAGCUGGGCAACGCUGCACAACCACCAGAAGAUUACUCAUACAUACCAAAGUAUACAAGGAAGUGGUCUUCCGUUUAACGAAGGCUUUCGGAGGACUUUUAACUAGAAUUGGUGACCCACUGCUAGCGGACACGCUGAUUGGCCCCCUACAUACUCUCGCCGCGCUUGAAGCGUACAAGAAGACCGUUGCUGAAAUUGUCAAACAAGGCGGGAAAAUCGAAUUUGGUGGAAAGGUUAUAGAACGCGAGGGUUACUUUGUGGAGCCGACCAUCGUUACCGGGCUGGCCCACGACUCGCCGUUUGUGAAGACAGAAUGUUUUGCGCCCAUCGUCUACUGCAUUGAGAUCCCAGACCUGGACACCGGCAUCCAGUACAACAACGAGGUCGAGCAGGGACUCUCUUCGAGUCUCUUCACGGAGAACUUGGCCAGUAUAUUUAAGUGGAUGGGCCCCCAUGGCUCGGACUGCGGUAUCGUCAAUGUGAACAUCCCCACUAAUGGCGCCGAGGUCGGGGGCGCCUUCGGGGGAGAGAAGGCGACGGGAGGAGGCCGCGAGUGCGGCUCCGACGCUUGGAAGAGUUACAUGCGAAGAUCUACAGUCACGAUCAACUACUCCUCCACUAUCACCCUUGCACAGAAUAUUAAAUUUGGAGAUGAAUAAUUUAUAAACAAAUAUCCAUCUGGUAACACUAAACAAAGUACUGUCAAUGUUCACAAAACUUUAAGAAAAAAUAUUAUAAUUUAAAUAUACCAAAAUUUACAAGUCUGAUAGCUCUAAAAAAAGAAUGACAACAAGAUUUGUGAUAGAUAUUCUUUCUUUUUAAGAAUCCUUCUGACAAAAAAAAUAUCCAUAUAUAAUACCUGCUUAUAAGACUUCAAUAAUGAAUUUACUAUUUAUAAGACUGAUAAUUGAAUUUGAAAUUAAAAAUAACAUUAUCAAUAAAUUAUACUUUUUCA
Leptidea sinapis is the source of this 1977-nucleotide messenger RNA. RefSeq names its product putative aldehyde dehydrogenase family 7 member A1 homolog (gene Aldh7A1). Lineage: Eukaryota; Metazoa; Arthropoda; Insecta; Lepidoptera; Pieridae. The record is from RefSeq and is a predicted model, not a curated record. Gene Ontology annotation, molecular function: aldehyde dehydrogenase (NAD+) activity. The transcript has 8 exons. The coding region runs from base 62 to 1681 and encodes 539 amino acids.